AUGCAAUUCUCUAAAGUUAUUGUCUCUGCUGUCGCUUUCUUCGGUCUAGCCGCUGCUCAAAACGAGUCUAACGGUACUACUUCUAAUGGUGCUGCUCAGCUUGCUGGCAGCAACAACGCUCUAAACGCUGGUUUGGUGGGUGCUGCCGCUGCAGGUGCUUUGGCCUUUUUGGUUUAA
This is a messenger RNA of Torulaspora delbrueckii, 177 nucleotides long. It is a transcript of the gene HOR7, whose product is annotated as Hor7p. NCBI's taxonomy places the organism in Eukaryota, Fungi, Ascomycota, Saccharomycetes, Saccharomycetales, Saccharomycetaceae. The coding region runs from base 1 to 177 and encodes 58 amino acids. The transcript has a single exon. The record is from RefSeq and is a predicted model, not a curated record.